UGUCUCACCGAGGAGGGCGCUAUGAGCUACCACAGUUGCUCUUCUUCUACACAUUUAUUCUAUUAAUGAGUAGUUUAGAUGUGAACAUGGCUCAAUGCGCUUGGUCGGAAAACAUUCUCAAGCUCCUCCGGCGAAUGAAUAACUUUUAUUUACCAGGCUCGAGUCGUGCUAACUGCUUAAGGUUUGAGAUAGACGGAGCUCAGGUUGGUUGGAUUCCUCCUCACGUCGCUUCGCUGUUGACCCGGUAUCCAGCGGUGUUCAGGCCGCCACACGGUGGCGCAGUGUCGCUGUGUGAAGGUCUGGACUCCUACGAGAAGAGAUCCGAGGCCGUGGACGCGGUCCUGAAAGACCUGAGGAAAGAAGAGAGUCUGACGUGUCUUAAAGGAUGGAGAGAUGAGAAAUACAGCGUGAUGCCAAAAUUCUGUGACCCUCCUUCGAUGUGGAUGGAAAGAUCAGCUACAUGUCUUUUCGGGGUGAAGCGUUACGGAGUUCACCUCAACGGCUACACCGUCAGUAAGAGCGGCGAGGUCAGCAUGUGGCUGGCUCGACGGUCCCUCACGAAGCAGACGUACCCGGGGCUGCUGGACAACGUGGCGGCCGGCGGACUGGCUGCUGACGUCGGAAUCAAACAGACUAUGGUUAAAGAAUGCCAGGAGGAAGCGUGUAUCCCAGCAGCCAUUGCUGAGAAGGCCCGUCCUGCAGCAACAGUGAGCUACACCUAUGAGGAUGAAGAGGGCGUGUUUGCAGAAUGCCAGUUUGUGUUCGAUUUGGAGCUUCCUCUGGACUUCAAGCCCGUAGUUGGAGACGGAGAAGUGCAAGAUUUCCAGAUCCUGCCCAUACAUGAGGUGAAAAAGCUCCUGGCGACUGAUGACUUUAAACCAAACUGUGCCAUGGUUGUCUUAGACUUCCUCAUCAGACAUUCGUUCAUUGAUCCCGACACAGAGCCGUUCUAUCAGGAAUUUGUGGCGGGACUCCAUCAGACGAUCUAGACUGAAGCUGACGACGCUGCGAGAAACAAAGGCUCCGUCUGCACUGUGAUUUUAAAACGGAGAAUGGCUUAAAUGGAGAAAGAGCUGAGGUCACGUGAUGGUGAAUUGUCGAGCUUUGGGACAUUCUGACAAAUACAAAGUACUUAAUGCACUGGUUUCCCAAACAUAAAUUCUGUUUGUCUACACCAGUGGUCCCCAGCUCAACCUUGCUCUCUGCAUGUGCCGUCUCCAAGUGACGUCUUAACUUGUUUUUCAAACCAUCAAAAGCUGAUAUUUUUUAACACACAACCCACUGUGGUCUGUCCUUAUUACCCGCCGUUGUCUUGUUUCCUGGCUACUGAAGACGACUUUGUGAACCACUGGUCUAAACUGUCCACUCCUUGGCAUCUUAUAAAUGUGCUUUUAUUGUUAUGUAAAUUAACAUUUUACAUCAAAAACAUUGCGAUAUUUAUGUGCAAUAUGAAAUAAAAAAUUAUAUACUGUAAUCCUA
Molecule: messenger RNA, 1479 nt
Organism: Mugil cephalus (flathead mullet)
Lineage: Eukaryota; Metazoa; Chordata; Actinopteri; Mugiliformes; Mugilidae
Gene: tpk2
Product: thiamin pyrophosphokinase 2
Exons: 8
Coding region: 66-989 (307 amino acids)
Molecular function (GO): 8-oxo-dGDP phosphatase activity
Source: RefSeq, a predicted model, not a curated record